AUCCAUACAAGUGGACCACAAAAAUAGAUCCCAAAAAUCUAAGAGAUAGCGGAGAUGCCCUGGAUCUCCGCGUAAUGUCCGGGUCUCGGCGUUGAAUACCUUCAAAGGCAUUGUUUAUGGUGUAUCUAGGCCAUCCGACGUCGACGAGCAGAUAUGCAGGGUGAUCGAGGAGCAGCGAGCCAUGUUGUGAUGGCUAGGAAUGCAGCCUGUCAUCAAUGUCGCAAAGCCAAGAGGAAAUGUGACGGGUUACGGCCUUUAUGUACACCUUGUCGAAAUCCGAUGAGAAGAACAUUGAGCGUCAACUGCACAUAUGAUCAACCUGCUCCCGGGGAUCCGGCCCAAGCUUCUUCAAGUCGGAGUGGAUCAAUUCAUUCGUCGGACCAUGACCAAGCCCAAGCUGCGAGAAAGAGAUCAAGAGGGACAACAUAUGACGACCCUGAAGAAGAUAGCCUGGCUCAGAUGAGCACUGGUGACCGGACCUCUGCUGCGUCUGCGGAUGACUUGUUCUGGCCAGAUUGGCCACCUGACCUCCCCAGCCUUCAGACCGUCGAAUUCUGCGCCGAGAUCUUCUUCCGCAAGGUACCUACCGUCAACAAGAUGAUCCACAAAGCCACCUUUAUGGCCAGAUUACAUCUACCACCCACAAGUCCUCAUUUCCCCUCACAAUCCCUCUUGCACGCCAUGAUCGUUGCCGCCGCUCCGUUCAUCCCCGGUUCCACGCUUCGGACCGCAGCGUUCACGCCGCUCAGGCUGAGGGGCGGAGAGUCAUCAAGAGGAUCCAAUGGCAUGCUUCCGUUCCUGUCAUCGCCGAACGACUUGGAAGGCAAAGAAGUGACUCCUGUGUUCCAAGCUUGGUACAGAAAAAGAGCGCUUGAACGAGUGGCCGAACAGCUUGAGAUAGGCGAUCGAUUAGUUCAAUGCUUGCAGACUCUCGUAAUCAUUACUCAUGUGGAUACUUUGCUACCGAGAGCUUUUGCCAUGUGGCAAGAACUUGGAGCGUGUAUGCGGUUGGCCGUAGCUCUGCAGAUGAACGAGACUCGUAACGUUCCAACAGACUGCUUCAAUCGAUAUUCUGGCCGAGUACUACCGCCAAAUCCCUCGCCUCUGGAGCGAGCCGAGAUGGACCGAACGUUUUGGUGCGCUUAUAUCGAGACUGAGAACAUGAACAUAACUGGAAAUUGGCCAAGUUCGUUGCAUGCCGAUGAGAUCACGCUAGAAUUGCCGGUCAAGCAGGAGAUCUUUGACCGAGGGUUUGAAGCUUCCUUGCUGGUGGGAACGCAGACGUUUCGCUCACCAGACUUCUACACUGCGCAUCCAGCACACAUGCUCGAUAGUCUAACCCUGACUGUCAAAGCCUCCAGGCUGGCACAGGAGAUCGCAACUUGCGUCAGGGAAUACGCCAGAGACUCGCACACAUUCAGGCUUUACGCUCAGCUAGCGGAACCUGUGAUUCAGGACAACUAUAGGUCGCCAUUGCCUCUCGCAGCUUUGGGUGCCAUCAAUGACAUCGUGACAAUCGUCCAUGAUCUGCUUGGGUCGAGCUUUGAUCUCACACUGCUUCCUGUAUCCUGCAUGAUGAGCUGGUUCAGCUGUGCCAGAGUUCUUGCGCAAUUCAACGAUGCGGCUUUGAAGGCGGGAGAUCUGGGCGCUGCGUCGGCAUUCUACACAGACUCCCAGACGCUCCGCACCGCCAUUCUGCUCUAUGCUCAACGUCAUCCGUUCGCCAUGCAAGUCAGUCAUCGAUUGGAAAGUCUCAAGCAGUAUCAAGGCGAGCAGGGAGAUCUAUCCCGUGUGUACAUGAACUUUCACGAAGAGCUCGGGGAUAACCGAUAUCAGUGGACUGCCCCCUCAAGCCUGCCGCUUGGAUCUACUUCAUCUGCAUCAUCCGUGUAGCUGUAGAGAGAGGCUGGAAUUCCGUGUCUCGAGGUUCAAUCAUCCGUUACCAUCAUAUCGUAUAAUACGGAUAUGCAUUGCUGUGGUUCCUGA
Messenger RNA from Kockovaella imperatae, 1986 nucleotides. RefSeq lists its product as hypothetical. Gene Ontology annotation, cellular component: nucleus. Gene Ontology annotation, biological process: DNA-templated transcription; regulation of DNA-templated transcription. Gene Ontology annotation, molecular function: DNA binding; DNA-binding transcription factor activity, RNA polymerase II-specific; zinc ion binding. The record is from RefSeq and is a predicted model, not a curated record. NCBI's taxonomy places the organism in Eukaryota, Fungi, Basidiomycota, Tremellomycetes, Tremellales, Cuniculitremaceae. The coding region runs from base 154 to 1893 and encodes 579 amino acids. The transcript has 19 exons.